This is a messenger RNA of Pseudomyrmex gracilis, 636 nucleotides long. It is a transcript of the gene Nedd8, whose product is annotated as NEDD8. The transcript is spliced from 4 exons. Gene Ontology annotation, biological process: modification-dependent protein catabolic process; regulation of proteolysis; protein neddylation. The coding region runs from base 158 to 415 and encodes 85 amino acids. Gene Ontology annotation, molecular function: ubiquitin protein ligase binding; protein tag activity. Gene Ontology annotation, cellular component: nucleus; cytoplasm. The record is from RefSeq and is a predicted model, not a curated record. NCBI's taxonomy places the organism in Eukaryota, Metazoa, Arthropoda, Insecta, Hymenoptera, Formicidae.
ACACAGACUACAAUUACAAAUUAGGAAUUAGGUUAGGUCGUCGUACAGCAGUCUGAUACUUUGCCGUUUGAAUUUUCGGGUAUCUGACUUUCCUGCAAUAACGACAAGUUUUAACCGGUGAUAGUACUGCAAUAAUUUAAUUCUUGACAGCUAAAAAAUGUUGAUAAAAGUGAAGACCCUUACAGGAAAAGAGAUUGAAAUAGACAUAGAGCCUACAGAUAAAGUAGAGAGAAUUAAAGAAAGGGUGGAAGAAAAGGAAGGAAUCCCACCGCAACAGCAGAGAUUAAUAUUUUCCGGUAAACAGAUGAACGAUGAGAAAACGGCGCAAGAUUAUAAAGUCCAGGGUGGUUCUGUGCUGCAUUUGGUACUUGCACUGAGAGGAGGCUGCAAUUACAAUAUUUCACCUCAUCUAUAAAUGAACGCGAAAAUAUUAAAGAACUGUGAGACCACACCAAGGAAAAAAUCAACAAAAUUAUAUUCGUUACUGGUGUAUGCUCAUUUACGCUUGUAUUGAGAACAAGUUCUAUGUUGUUCUAUGUGUAAGAAUAACGUAGGAUCAUACACACUACAUAUAAUUUAAAAUUUAAAUAAAUAUUUACUAAAACACUUUAGUCUUAAAUAAAAAGUAUGUUUCUA